Protopolystoma xenopodis is the source of this 636-nucleotide messenger RNA. Lineage: Eukaryota; Metazoa; Platyhelminthes; Monogenea; Polystomatidea; Polystomatidae. The record is from the annotation of a GenBank genome assembly.
AUGUCGGGCGACGACGGGCCCCAGACGCCUGCCACCGCGGCUGUCGCCUCCGCCUCCAUGUCGGCGUCUGCGUCGGCGGCCGCGACAUCCGCAUCCUCGGCCGCGUUGCCUAAAGUCUACAGCUACAUGGAGCAGGCGCUGUGCCAGGCGGCCGCCGAGGGUCGGCUCAACACGAUGAUGCGCAUUCUGCACGAGCGUAUCGACAUCAAUUGCCUUGACGCCGUCGGCUACACUCCGCUCCACUACGCCGCGAUGUUCGGCCAAUUGGAGGCGAUCAAACUGUUGCUGUGCAACCGGGCACAGGUGAACGCGAUCAACUGGUGCGGCACGUCUCCUCUUCAUCUGGCCGCCCACAACAACCAUCUUCGUUGCGCCCAGUUGCUCGUCUUCUCUGGUGCCAGCACCGGCCUUGUCUGCACUGCGUCCGGAUGCCGAGCCUGCGACCUGGCGCCCAUCAACUCGCCAGUUCGUCAUUUCCUCGAACGUUGCGACGACGGAGAACCGGUCAGUCUGAAGGAGCUGUUCAACUGGCCCGCCCAACCCCUCGUCCCGGAGCACGCGAUACCGCCCCGCGAGGAAGCGCAGAAGGAGAAGACGCGCCGAGAACCCCCACAAAAGGGUAAAAUCAAAAAAUAG